GCCCGCUGAGCGCUUUCACCAAUCAGAAGGACGACCAAGAAUGUGCCACUCAAUUGGAAGCGGUACUCAGAAAGGGCGGCUAUAUGCUGUACAUUAUUUUCCCCAUCAACGCGAUACCCAAAUACGGAGCACCGAUAACACAAGCGGACGCCUCCCCAAUGGUGAUGUCAGUCUGCUUGACGGUCAAGUAGGCCAAGUUCUCGUUCGUUGGCUUCGACCCCUUAUAGCAACUUACAUAUGGAAAAAAUCUGCCCCUCUACCUCCGGGACCCAAGCCUCUUCCUAUUGUAGGCAAUGCCUUCGACAUUAACAUUGAGGAACCAUGGUUGACAUAUACAGAAUGGGGCAAGAAGCACGGUGGAAUCGUCUACUCUCGUGUACUUGGAAUUGAUUUCAUUAUCAUUAAUAAUGAAAAAAUCGCGAGGGACCUGGUGGACAAACGCUCUAAGAAUUACUCGGAUCGACCAGUCAUAUCUACUAACAAACUGUUUGGAGUGGAUUUUAACUCGGCCCUUCUCCCGUAUGGUGACAAAUGGCGACUACAUCGACGGAUCUUCCAUCAAGCUUUUCGAGUUGAUACCGCUGCAGUCUAUCGUGAUAUGCAUCUACGCAAAGUUCAGGAUCUUUUGGUCAGCUUACUCGAUGCUCCAGAAGAAUUUGAAUCUCACCUGAAAAGCUUUGCAGCAUCCAUUAUAAUGAAAGCUACAUAUGGAUAUGAUACUGCCCCGCGUCAUGAUCUCUUCGUUGAUCGUGUGGAGGAGCUCAUUAACAUUAUCACAGUCUAUAUAUCACCCGAGCGAGCAGCCAUACUUGGUGCUUUACCCUUUUUACAACGAACUCCUUCGUGGGUACCAGGAGCUGGCUUUAUGCGAACUGCUCAACGUUGUCGAGAGUUGGCUAUUGAAGUGAAAGAUGCACCUUUUGAGUAUGUUAGGAAGGCUAUGGCUGCCGGUACAGCUGUACAAUCCAUGGUUUCUGACUCCCUUAAUCGAAUUGAAGGAGAUGUCAAUUCUGGUGAGGAAGAGCUCGCAUUAAAGGAAGCCGCUGCCACUGCGUUUAUUGGUGGUGCUGAGACCACUUCCUCUGUGAUUUUGACAUUCAUGCUUGCCAUGGUUCUCAAUCCUGAUAUCCAGAAACGCGCACAAGCAGACAUUGAUACUGUCGUUGGUCAAGGACGGCUACCUACUUACGAUGACCGACCACUGUUACCCUAUAUAGAAGCCAUUUAUCGGGAGACGCUGAGAUGGCAUGCUGUGACUCCACUCAGCCUACCCCAUGCUGUCACGGAUGAUGAUAUCUUUGAAGGGCACUUCAUUCCUAAGGGUGCUAUCUUGAUCUUGAAUGUCUGGUCUAUGACUCAAGAUGAGAGCAUCUAUCCAAAUCCAGAGCAAUUUAAGCCAGAGAGAUUUCUCACUGUUGAUGGGAAACCUACACCGGAUUGGAUAAGUCCUGCAUUUGGAUUUGGUCGGCGCAUAUGCCCAGGUCGAUUCCUCGCCGAGUCUUCAGUCUGGACUGCCAUUGUGUCAAUACUGGCUACUUUUGACAUCACAAAGACCAAAGACUCCGAAGGCCAGGAGGUGGAGGUCAAGCCAGAGUUUACGACAGGGUUGGCUAUUCAUCCACGCCCAUUCGCUUGUUCUAUCACCCCACGUUCUGUGGAUAAAGAUAAGCUAGUUCGCGCAGCUAACAAGAACGACUGAACGGUAUAGUACCCGAAACGAAGGAUAAUGUACAUGCGAAACCUUUUAUGUUCCGUAACAAUAAUACGAUCCUGUAUACCACGCAGAUUUUGCGAAUGACCCUGAGU
Serpula lacrymans var. lacrymans S7.9 is the source of this 1806-nucleotide messenger RNA. RefSeq lists its product as uncharacterized. NCBI's taxonomy places the organism in Eukaryota, Fungi, Basidiomycota, Agaricomycetes, Boletales, Serpulaceae. Bases 41 to 1699 code for a protein of 552 amino acids. Gene Ontology annotation, molecular function: iron ion binding; heme binding; oxidoreductase activity, acting on paired donors, with incorporation or reduction of molecular oxygen. The transcript has 14 exons. The record is from RefSeq and is a predicted model, not a curated record.